AUGUCUAAACUUUCACUUCAAAACGCUAUACUAACUUUUGAACAACUAGAGGCAACACCUUCGCGUAAAGAUGGCAUUCCGGAAGAACUCGAAGAUGCACUACGACAGCUUGGCUGUGAAUUCAUUCAGUCCGCUGGAAAACCUGGAAGUAAAUUUUUCGGUGCAUCUUCAAAAAUGGAAAGACCACAGGUAGCAAUGGCAACUGCACAACCUUAUUAUUCGUUUCAGGAAAUCGGUAUGGGCGCAUUAUUCCUCGCUUCAAAAGUUCAAGAAUCUUCAUGCAAAAUAAGGGAUUUGAUUAAUGUGUAUCAUUAUUUGAUAAUCCGGUAUCAGAAUAUGCCGUAUAAACCGUUAGAGUAUUUUGGCCAGACAUUCUAUGAUAUGAAAGAUUCGAUUGUUAUUGCAGAAAUGCAAAUACUGAAGCGACUCGGAUUCAACGUACAUGUGCAGCUACCAUAUGGUCUAAUGGUGAAUUAUCUUCAAGUGCUUGAACUUACCGAGCACAAAGAAAUCCCACAAAAGGCUUGGGGAUAUUUAAAUGAUGCCCUUCGAACAAAUAUCUAUGUAUGUUAUCAACCUCCAACUAUUGCUUGCGCUGUGAUAUGGCUUGCAGCUCGCAUAUAUCAGGUCAAAUUACCCACUGAGCCACCGUGGUGGUCAUUGUUCGAGGCCAAAUUGGAGGAUAUCCUUUUUUUUCAAUCUUUACCAGUAUAUCAUCAAAAAAAAAAUGCAGGACAUAUCAUGCGGCUUUACGCUAUUGAAUUACCACCAAAUUUACCACUGACUCUUGAAGAGAUAAAACAACACAUUAAUACGACUCAAUAA
Ambispora leptoticha is the source of this 825-nucleotide messenger RNA. Lineage: Eukaryota; Fungi; Glomeromycota; Glomeromycetes; Archaeosporales; Ambisporaceae. The record is from the annotation of a GenBank genome assembly.